Molecule: messenger RNA, 2700 nt
Organism: Bubalus bubalis (water buffalo)
Lineage: Eukaryota; Metazoa; Chordata; Mammalia; Artiodactyla; Bovidae
Gene: LGI4
Product: leucine rich repeat LGI family member 4
Exons: 9
Coding region: 425-2041 (538 amino acids)
Biological process (GO): neuron maturation; myelination in peripheral nervous system
Molecular function (GO): protein binding
Source: RefSeq, a predicted model, not a curated record
GGGGGGGGGAGAGGGACAGAAAUAAAGACACCAGACAGACACACACACACACACACACACACACACACACACACAGAAGGAGAGGCCAACAGACAGACAGAGACAGAGAAAAAGAGAAAGAGAAAGACAACUCAGAUAAAGAGACAGAGAUAGGGAGUGGGAAACAGACUAACAGAGUCAGAAAUACAGAAAAGGAGAGAGACACAAAAACAGGGGAAAAGACAUAAAUGGAAAUUUAGACACCGAAGACAUAGAGGAAGAAAGACAGACUGAAGAGAGACUGAGAAAGAGGAGAGAGAAGCUGGGGCAGAGCGUGCCAGCUGGCGGCAUGGAGGGUCGCCUGGCAUGGGAGAUGUAGUGGCCAAGACCUGGGCCGAACUGGGAGGGCAGAGAGAAGCCGCUGCCUCGGCGGGGGUCAGGGGGCAUGGGAGGGGUGGGAAUUCUGCUACUGCUGCUGCUGGCUGGGCUGGGGGUGGGGGAGGCCUGGAGACCCCCAAAGGGAAAGUGUCCUCUGAGUUGCUCCUGCUCCAAAGACAGUGCUCUGUGUGAGGGCUCCGUGGACCUGCCCGAGAUCCUCUCCCCGACCCUUCUGUCGCUCUCAUUCGUUAGGACCCGAAUCACCCAGCUGAAGGCCGGCAGUUUCCUGAGGGUACCGUCACUGCACCUGCUCCUCUUCACAUCCAACUCCUUCUCUGUGAUUGAGGAUGAUGCGUUUGCAGGCCUAUCCCACCUGCAGUACCUCUUUAUUGAGGACAAUGAGAUUGGUUCCAUCUCUAAGAACGCCCUCAGAGGACUUCGCUCACUCACACAUCUGAGCCUGGCCAAUAACCAUCUCGAGACCCUCCCCAGGUUCCUGUUCCGGGGCCUGGAGACACUGACUCAUGUGGACCUCCGCGGGAACCCGUUCCAGUGUGACUGCCGCGUGCUCUGGCUGCUGCAGUGGAUCCCCACCGUGAACGCCAGCGUGGGGACCGGGGCCUGCGCCGGCCCCGCCGCCCUGGCCCACAUGCAGCUCCGCCACGUGGACCCCAAGACGUUCAAGUGCAGAGCCAUAGAGCUGUCCUGGUUCCAGACGGUGGGAGAGUCAGCGCUGGGCGUAGAGGCUUUCUCCUACCAGGAGGAGCCCUACAUUGUCCUGGCACAGCCCUUUGCCGGCCGCUGCCUGAUCCUGGCCUGGGACUACAGCCUGCAGCGCUUCCGUCAGGAGGAGGAGCUGUCUGCGCCCUCGGUGGUGUCCUGCAAGCCGCUGGUGCUGGGCCCCCGCCUCUUCAUGCUGGCCGCCCGCCUGUGGGGAGGCUCGCAGCUGUGGGCCCGGCCCGGCCCCGACCUGCGCCUAGCCCCACUGCAGGCCCUGGCCCCAAGGCGGCUGCUGCGGCCCAAUGACGCCGAGCUCCUGUGGCUGGACGGGCAGCCCUGCUUCGUGGUGGCCGACGCCUCCAAGGCGGGCAGCACAACACUGCUGUGCCGGGACGGGCCCGGCUUCUACCCGCGCCAGAGCCUGCAUGCCUGGCACCGGGACACGGACGUCGAGGCCCUCGAACUGGACGGCCGGCCCCAUCUGCUGCUGGCCUCCGCCUCGCAGCGGCCCGUGCUCUUCCACUGGUUCGGGGGCCGCUUCGAGCGGCGGACGGAUAUCCCCGAGGCUGAGGACGUCUAUGCCACGCGCCACUUCCAGGCCGGCGGGGACGUAUUCCUGUGCCUGACACGCUACAUCGGGGACUCCAUGGUCAUGCGCUGGGAUGGCUCCAUGUUUCGCCUGCUGCAGAAACUUCCCUCUCGAGGGGCCCACGUCUUCCAGCCACUGCUCAUUGCCAAGGACCAGCUGGCCAUCCUGGGCAGUGACUUUGCCUUCAGCCAGGUUUUCCACCUUGAGCCUGACAAGGGGCUCCUGGAACCACUGCAGGAGCUGGGGCCCCCGGCGAUAGUGGCCCCUCGGGCCUUUGCUCACAUCACCAUGGCCGGCAGACGCUUCCUCUUCGCUGCUUGCUUCAAGGGCCCCACACAGAUCUACCAGCAUCAUGAGUUAGACCUCAGUGCCUGAGGCUGGAAGGGACGCUGGACAUGGCCGGCAGGGGGCUGGCAUGGGGAUUCCUGGGCCUCAGGAUGUCCCCUUUACUGGCCUCUUGGCCCUAUUCAGAAGUGACAGCUGGUCCUGUGAGAUGCUGACCACAAGCCAAGUUCAAGGCAAGAGCUGCCCUUUCAGUCUUAAGCGACAUCUUGGCUGGGAGAUGACACCCAGAUGACACCCAUCAAAGAUGACUUGGGGGCUCAGGCUGGGGGACGGCUGCAUGGAGCCGGUAGACAAAUCAUGGUGGGAGAGUAAUGUGAAGAGCUCCAUGAGGUCUGGAGAAGUCCUCCUCAACCCACUCCCACCCCUUCUGUUCUCUGUAAAAGUACUGAGAAGGCGAUAGCUUGCCUUUUCCUUCUAAACUCAAUCCGGCCAAUCGCUUUUAGUGCACGCCUUCAUGACAUCAUCAGUCGCUGGGCAGUUUUCCCUGCCGGGCCUGCUAACUUCCUCUACUGCUUGUGCGCACGCCUGCUGCCGAGGCGGAAGCCCAGCGUGUUGUUCCUCUUGCGCGUGCGCGAGGAAUAGGUGGGAAAGAGCGGGUUUUAACCGGGAGCCAGGGUUGCCUCUCCCGGGUCGGUGACAGGAUCGCGGACGGAAAGUGCAUGGGCUCAAUAAACGCGCUGUGCACCCGC